GAUUGAACAGUGCUCAGUUCCAUUUGCAACUCCUCCAGAUAAUGAAGCAGCCCCUACCUGCAUACAGCAAGACCAGGACAAUACUCAGGCUUGGGUUGAUAAGUGGCAAGUAACAAUUCAGACUACACGUGUGCCAGGCAAUGACCAUCUUCAAGAGAAUCUAACCACCUCAUGACAUUGACGCUGUUUGCCACUCCGAAGAAGUUAUGGCUCAAUAUGAUUCUCCAAGUGCUGUUACCACUUCACGCAAUGCAUACAGUGGGAAAGUUUUCCGGAUAACCUUGACGACACUCAUUGUGACAGUUCUGGCCCCACUGCUGGUGGCAACACUACUGCUGCAGUCGCCAAUAAACCCUGAGCCUUUCAGUUACAAGGAACCUCCCCUGCUAACUGGUCCUUUGGAACCUAACCUUAAGCUGAGACAGGCUGAGCACUUGUUUGAGGACCAGCUGAUUGGACCAGAAUCUGUUGCACACCUUGGAGAUGUGAUAUUCACUGGUACGGCUGAUGGACAGAUUCUGAAAAUAAGUGAUGGGCAAAUACACACCCUGGCAAGGAUAGGCAAACUUCCUUGUGGAACAAGAGAAGAUGAACCAACCUGUGGAAGACCUUUGGGUAUCCGUGUUGGACCUAAUGGGACUCUGUAUGUGGCUGAUGCUUACUAUGGGCUAUUCGAAAUAAAUCCAGUCACAGGUGAAAUGGAAAUGCUGGUCUCUGCUCAGAAGGUUAUCCAAGGCAAGAGAAUGGCCUUUGUGAAUGACCUCACUAUCACACAAGAUAGCAGAAAGAUCUACUUCACAGACUCCAGCAGCAAGUGGCAGAGGAGAGAUAAUCGAUACCUGGUUAUGGAGGGCACUGCUGAUGGACGAUUAAUGGAAUAUGACACAGUAACAAAACAAGUGGAGGUACUAAUGGAUGACCUGAGAUUUGCAAACGGAGUCCAGCUCUCUCCAGCUGAGGACUAUGUACUAGUUUCGGAAACCACCAUGGCUAGAAUUAGAAGGUAUCACAUCUCUGGAUUAAGAAAAGGAGGACAUGAUAUAUUCUUUGACAAUCUUCCUGGCUUCCCUGACAAUAUCCGACCAAGUAGCUCAGGAGGCUAUUGGGUAGGCAUGUCAGCACUGCGUCCGAAUCCUGGCUUUUCUAUAUUGGAUUUCCUAGCUCCAAGGCCUUGGCUUAAAAAUUUGAUUUUCAAGCUGUUCAGUCAGGAGAUGACCAUGAAGUUUGUGCCCAAGUAUGGCCUUGUACUGGAGCUGAAUGAGGAUGGAUCUAUUAGGAGGAGCUUCCACGAUCCUCAUGGAGUGGUGGUGCCCGCAGUUAGUGAGGCAGACGAGCAUGACGGAUACCUGUACCUUGGUUCGUACUACUCCCCUUUUCUCAGCCGGCUGAAUCUCAACGAGGUUUAACAUCAUAGUGUGGAUUGAAGAGAUUUCUGCUGAAGGUCAUUCUACAAAAGCUAAUUUAGAACAUCCCGCCAACUGAUAUAUAAACAAAACGUAUUUGGAAAGGUUACCAUGCUUUGAAGAUCAUAAACAUGAAUGUUCAAAAUUUAAUUUUUCUUGAGUUUGUCCUUCGAGAUCAACAGGCUUCCUUGGUGGAUUGUUAAACCUGACAAUGAGGAAGGAUUUAUUGGUCUGUUAGUUAUCAACCAGUUCAUCGCUCUGAAGUUAGAUAGGUUAAUAAAAGUUAAUAGAAUUAACACAUUGCACUAAGCCUAUAAUUGUACCUAUUUUAAAAGUGUAGCAAUCAUAUAAACCAAUUUUGUGAAAUUACCUGAUGAACAUUAUGGACUUGGAAAUUUACUGUUUAAGCGUUGAACUGCAGUGUUUGUAGUUUUAGUAAUUCUUCUGCUUAAUAAUGUGACAGGUUUUAGGCUCAGUUCAAUUGAGCAUUGGAUUUAGUUCAGUUACAGAGGAUACAUGUGGGUCACGCUUCAUGGAUUUUUAAAUUUAGGAAAGACACCAGGAACUUGUUGACUGUGGGGAAAGAUAGAAUUAAUGAUUUGAAUUCCAAAUGGUGGCUCAGUGUUAAUGGGCUGAUGUUGGUUGAUAACCAGUUCUAUCUGUUAACCUUCCAGUACUUUUCUCCACUUUAGUAGUUUCAGGGCUUAGAGAUUUGGAAAAAUAUUCCCUCAUUUUCCUGUCCACUGCCACAUGAUUGCAAACAUAUGGAACAGACUAGCAAUGAAGAUAAAUUAUUCAUAGCUAAUUGAUGUCUUUAAACCGUUUUGAGAUGCUAUCAUACUAAAUUGUUUUUUCCAGCGAGGUUUCAUGUUUCUUGAAAUGGGGAUCCGUGGGUGAUGGGUGAGAUAGAAUUUACAUCAAACUAUGCUGAUUUGAUGGACUAAAUGGGAUUUUCUCUUACCAAAAUUUGCCUCUAUGUACUGCUGUUUUGAUUGCAGCAUUCAGGCUACCUCAGAUUGAUAAAGACGUACAGGUACAGAAGCUGUCAUUUCAGGUUCCUACGAGUUGGGCUGCUAAAUGUUCUAAUUUUGCAAGUGGUCGCAGCUAUCACUUGUAGACAGCGGUGGGUCAGACUGGUGGCUGUUCUCCAUUCGGACACUGGCUUGUCGUCUUGCUGCUUAUUGUUUUCAAAAUGAAGUUGAAAAAUUCUUAACUGUUGCAAACCUGUUUUGUCAGUAGUACUGCUGGUGAUGUGCACAGAAGAAUGAAUGAAAAGUGAACUUGCUGAUAACAUUUUUCGAUUGCAUGACUGGGUAUAAGCAAGUCAUGGUAUGGUGUGUUACUGCAUUAUAAAUUGGAUCUGAAUGUGUUUUAUUUGUCUACCAGAAUAUCUGUACUGAAGAUGGAUGGACUUGUUGUGGCUUAUAGUUUAGUUAUUGUCAAUGUAUAAAUUACAGCCUGAUGCUGGGAGGAAAGAUCACUAACCACAUUCCCAAAUGAUUUAAAUCAAGUUCUCCAGUCUGUCUCUGUAAGACAGUUGGUGCGACAUUGCAGGAUUGUAUUUCUAGUCAUUAAGAUGUUCCAGACAUCUAGAUUUAUAAGACUGCAGCAUGUUUGUUUUACAUUGCUCAUUAAAAAGAAUGACCAUGCAGAAA
Molecule: messenger RNA, 3058 nt
Organism: Carcharodon carcharias (great white shark)
Lineage: Eukaryota; Metazoa; Chordata; Chondrichthyes; Lamniformes; Lamnidae
Gene: apmap
Product: adipocyte plasma membrane associated protein
Exons: 9
Coding region: 207-1406 (399 amino acids)
Biological process (GO): biosynthetic process
Molecular function (GO): strictosidine synthase activity
Source: RefSeq, a predicted model, not a curated record